Molecule: messenger RNA, 1155 nt
Organism: Malassezia restricta
Lineage: Eukaryota; Fungi; Basidiomycota; Malasseziomycetes; Malasseziales; Malasseziaceae
Exons: 1
Coding region: 1-1155 (384 amino acids)
Biological process (GO): fatty acid catabolic process; acyl-CoA metabolic process
Cellular component (GO): peroxisomal matrix
Molecular function (GO): fatty acyl-CoA hydrolase activity
Source: RefSeq, a predicted model, not a curated record
AUGGUUCAAGCAUCGCCCUUCCUCCAGCGUAUCGCGGUGCGACGCACGCAUGAACCAGGGGUAUUUGAAGGAAUGCUUCCGCCGCUAAGCAUGGGAAAUGUGCGCCCUAUUGCGUACGGUGGCUUUGCUAUCGCCACAGCCAUUGUGGCCGCAGGACAUACGAUUCCUACACACACGCGCUUUGUUCCUUACUCCAUACUAGGCCACUUUCUCGGUCCCGGAUCCAUCGAUGUGCCCUUCGUGUGUCAAGUGUCGAGUAUCCGUGAUACGCGCACAUUCGUGACACGCAGUGUCAUUGUGAAGCAGCGUGUCCGAGGCAAGCACGGCGAGGCCCAACUCCGUAAUGUGCUAUCGAUUACACUCGAUAUGAUUGCGUCGCCCAGAUCCGAACCUGCUUACAUGGAGGAGGCCAAGAAGCACCAUGUCGACGUGUCGUGUGUCGGAUCCCUACUGAGAUACGAUCCCGCUCCGUCGUGGAAGAUUGACGAGCCUAAUGAACACAGCGAGACACCCGAUACCUACUUUUCGCGCCGUCUUCAAGAGGGCACGCUUGACAAACAGAGCAUGGCCAUAUACAACAAGAUCAUCGGCCUAUGGCAUCAGAUCUUUGAUACGGUGCCUGUGCCUAGCAGCAUGAUGCUCCAGAACCUUUUGGGCAUGGUAAAAAUUCCAACGUCACAAGACCACCUCACGAUCACGGAUCGCCGCUCUUUCGACUGGAUGCGUAUACAUGAUGCCCUCCCAUGUGCCACGGGGACCGAACCGGCGCACGGCACAAGCGAGACCAAAGACAUGCUGCCCAUCUCGCCCGUCAUGGCUCACGCCGCUACGAUGGCCUUUGCUUUAGACGGCGCCUUGGCCUUUGCACCUCUGUCCCUGGGAAAGAAGAGCAUGCUGGAUGCCUCUGCGGCCUCGACGCUCGAUUUUGCCACGCGCUUCCACUCGGAUGUGCUGGACAUGAAUCAGUACCUGCUGCGUGAGAUCCGACCUAUCCAGGCUGGUUGGCAGCGCACGUACAGUGAAGCGCGUUUGUUUGACACAAACGGCCAUCUCGUGGCUACCUGCACACAGCAAGGCGUGCUUCGGCCUGUUCAGGAGGGCGCCAUGGCCACGCCUGCGGAUCCACCCCACUAUGCCCCCACACCGAAACUGUAG